AUGGCACACCAGGAGUUACCGCAUCUCAAACUCCCAGAGGGCAUCACAUCUCGCCAAAUUGACCUCUCAUCGUUCGGUCACCUUUCCUUCCACGUUCUAGAGGCUGGCUCUCCGUCUAAUCCAUUGAUUUUGCUACUCCAUGGAUUUCCCAUGUUAGCUUACUCAUGGCGAAGAAUCAUGUUACCACUUGCCAACUCCGGAUACUAUGUAGUUGCUCCGGAUCAGCGGGGUUAUGGUAGAACAACAGGGUGGGAUACGCGGACGUACACUGAAGUUGAUUUACAUGCUUUUUCGACUACGAUAUUCGUUAGAGACGCACUAGCUCUGGUCUCUGCCAUGGGCUUUGAAAAGGUGAAAUGCGUUGUCGGUAUUGAUGCAGGUGGCGUGACAGCCGGCGCCUGUGCGAUAAUGCGACCUGAUAUAUUUGAAAGCGUCAUGCUUUUGACCCAUCCAUUUAACGGAUCCCCAAAGCUGCCAUUCAAUAUUUCGAAUGAUUUAAAAAACGAGGGACUCGUCCAAAAUAACAUUGCUACUAAUAAAACAGGCUCAACGUCGAUACAUGAACAACUUGCCGCGCUUGGCCGUAAACAUUAUAAAUGGUACUAUUCUACCCCAGAAGCAAAUGCAGACAUGACCAUUCCAUCCACAAAGGGAGGUUUGAGCGCCUUUUUACGUGGUUAUUUUUACGUCAAAUCAGCCUCGUGGGCGGGCAACAAGCCGCAUCCACUCCAGGGAGGAUGGAUAGCGUCUGAACUCGUCAAGCUGCCAUAUUAUUAUAUAAUGCCCCUCAAUUCAACAAUGCCGGAGGCCAUUGAGGAGCUAAUGGUUCAUGAAUCUAAAGAAGAAAUAGAAUUAUCGAAAGAGUGGUUAUCUGAUGAGGACAUUGAAGUGUAUACCUCCGAGUACAGUCGUACCACAUUCGCAGGCGGUCUAAAUUGGUAUAGAGCUUACACAGAUGGAAAGUUUAAGCAAGGAAUGGACGUCUUUGCUGGGUUAAAGAUCAAAAUUCCCUGCGCAUUCAUUGCCGGGGACAAAGACUGGGGUACAUAUCAAGAGCCCGGGACCAUAGAGAAAAUGCGCGAUGGUACAUUUUGUGAAGACUUUCGUUUUUUCAAGAUAGUUGAAGGCGCUGGUCAUUGGAUCCCACAAGAGAAACCGGAUGAGGUUGUUGAGGGAAUUCUGAACCUUGUGAAUGGCGUCAAAUGA
This is a messenger RNA of Talaromyces proteolyticus, 1206 nucleotides long. Its product is annotated as putative epoxide hydrolase. The record is from RefSeq and is a predicted model, not a curated record. Gene Ontology annotation, molecular function: hydrolase activity. The transcript has a single exon. Bases 1 to 1206 code for a protein of 401 amino acids. NCBI's taxonomy places the organism in Eukaryota, Fungi, Ascomycota, Eurotiomycetes, Eurotiales, Trichocomaceae.